Grus americana (Whooping crane) is the source of this 3794-nucleotide messenger RNA. RefSeq names its product copine 2 (gene CPNE2). NCBI's taxonomy places the organism in Eukaryota, Metazoa, Chordata, Aves, Gruiformes, Gruidae. The transcript is spliced from 15 exons. The record is from RefSeq and is a predicted model, not a curated record. Gene Ontology annotation, cellular component: plasma membrane. The coding region runs from base 311 to 1978 and encodes 555 amino acids. Gene Ontology annotation, biological process: cellular response to calcium ion. Gene Ontology annotation, molecular function: calcium-dependent phospholipid binding.
UGGGAAGCCGAAGGCUGGGGAAGUGCAGAAGCGUUUCUUCGGCAGCCGUUCACAGCCCGAUGCUGCUCCGGCUGGUGGUGAUAUCCUUCACGCAGCGCGUUUCGGUGGGGACCGAGAGGGGUUUUGCUCACGGAUGGGCUGCCCCUCUCUCCUCAUCCUCCGAGGUAGCAGCGAGCGGAGCGUUUCGCUCAGCAGCGUGAGGGUGCUCGGGGGAUGGCAGGCAGGGAGGUGUUUUCCCAUCGGCUCCGCCAGCCUGAGGACCUGAUGCAAUAAGUCUCUGGACUGCCUGGAGCUGCUGCCACUGGAGUCCAUGGCGUACACCAUGACUCCCACACCGACGGGGCCCGUUGGCUCCCAGUACUGCGUCUGCAAAGUCGAGUUGUCUGUCUGCGGCCAAAACCUUCUGGACAGGGAUGUCACUUCCAAAUCUGACCCCUUCUGCGUCCUCUUCAUGGAAGUCAAUGGGAAGUGGGUGGAGCUCGACAGGACAGAGACAGCUGUGAACAACCUCAACCCAGCUUUCGCCAAGAAGUUCAUCGUCGACUACCACUUUGAAGAAGUGCAGAAGCUCAAGUUUGCCCUGUUUGACCAGGACAAGUCGAGCAUGCAGCUGUAUGAGCACGACUUCCUGGGCGAAUUCUCCUGCACGCUGGGCAUGAUCGUCUCCAGCAAGAAAAUAACAAGGACUCUCCUUCUGGGGAACGGCAAGCCGGCUGGGAAGGGGAUGAUAACGAUAGCUGCCCAAGAGCUCUCGGAUAACAGGGUGAUAACUCUGAGCAUGGCCGGCAGAAAACUGGAUAAGAAGGACCUGUUUGGAAAGUCAGACCCCUUCUUGGAGUUUCAUAAACCAGGUGAUGAUGGGAAGUGGAUGCUGGUCCACAGAACGGAGGUGAUCAAGUACACGCUGGACCCCGUCUGGAAGCCGUUCACCGUGCCUUUGGUGUCACUGUGUGAUGGAGAUGUAGAGAAGCUGAUAAAGGUGAUGUGUUACGACUACGACAGCGAUGGGGGACACGACUUCAUUGGGGAAUUUCAGACCUCGGUGGCCAGGAUGUGUGAAGCCCAAGAUGCCUUGCCGCUCGAGCUAGAGUGCAUUAACCCCAAAAAGCAAAAGAAGAAAAAGAAUUACAAGAACUCUGGGAUCAUCAUUGUCAAGUCCUGCAAAAUAACCAGAGAUUUCUCUUUCCUGGACUACAUCCUGGGAGGCUGCCAGCUGAUGUUUACCGUUGGGAUUGACUUCACAGCCUCCAACGGGAACCCGCGAGAACCCUCCUCUUUGCACUACAUCAACCCCCUGGGGACAAACGAGUACUUGUCGGCUAUCUGGGCUGUCGGCCAGAUCAUCCAGGACUAUGACUCAGACAAGAUGUUUCCUGCUCUGGGAUUCGGCGCCCAGCUGCCCCCGGACUGGAAGGUAUCCCAUGAGUUUGCCAUUAACUUCAAUCCCACAAACCCCUUCUGUUCAGGUGUCGAGGGCAUUGUCCAAGCGUACUCAGCCUGCCUGCCCCACAUCCGCUUCUACGGACCCACCAACUUCUCCCCCAUCAUCAACCACGUGGCCCGCUUUGCGGCUCAGGCCAUUCAACAGGAGGCUGCAUCCGGCUGUGAAGAACAUCUGAUGGAGCUCACUUGGGUCACUGUGGCAGCAGGCUGCCCGCAGAGGAUGGCAGGUCUGGCCCCUGGGUUUUGUUGGCCAAAACCAUCUCAGCUCGGACAUCAGCACGUGCGCGGCAGGAGCUGCCUUGGGGUGAAAGCUUUCCUGAUUCCUGCCAGGAGCACAGCUGGAUCACACCCAAAACCUCCUCCCCAAGGGGACCUUUCCCAGCCUUGCCUUGAGUGCUGUUGCUCUUUCCAGCUCCAGGCACAAAGAGAUACUGAAUUUGGUUUAAUUCAGCACAAAUCUGGGUCGCUCCUCAUUUUUUUCGUUUUCUCUCUUGGCAUCAGUGGGGGAGGGAGAAGCCCACAGGCUCCGCACUGAGCAGAGACGCUAAUCGUAUGCAAAUUGCACCCCUCUGUUGGCACUAAUAGUUUAAUCAAGGGAGAUUUUAAAUAAUGGGCACUAAUAGUGCCGUCAGAGGCAAGCCUGGGUUGGCUUGGUCUUUUUUUUUUUGGAAGCACAAAGCGUUAUUGAUGAGGGAUCUCACUCCCCCGGGGUCUUCUCCUCUUCCAUCCCAUCUUCAACGCAUGCAGCAAAGCCACCCCUGAUGCUGCCGGCUUCUGUGGCCGCCUGGACCUGCCCUCCUCUCCCCCCCCGCUCUCGCUCACUCCCAACAUUUCAAAUAAAACCAAAAAAACUCGUAGUUUUUCCAUGGCAACGUGGAUCACAAACACUGGAGCCGUCAGCUCUUAAGGGAUGGGAGGACUAAAACGUGUUGGGGUGUGGGGGGAGAAGCAGAGGGAUUACACACGAUUUGACUCUUGGGGAAGGAUUAAUAAGCUUUGGGGAAUUAAAACACACCUUUCCAGCAGGACCCCUCCAUCCAAACCUCCCCUUUUCUUACCACAUGCUGUUUAAUGCCGCCUAAUCCCUUCAAGUCCUGCUUGCCCGCGUGAGCCUAAUUGCUGAUAUCGUUAGCAGACGAUCAGGGAUCAUCCCCAAAGCCCUUGGUGGAUUCAGAGAUCGGCCAUUUUAGCAUCAAAAAGAGGAGAAAGGGGGAAGGUGCUGCCAGGUUGGUGUGCCGAUGGAGACUGCAGCCCCGGGGGGGGGGGAUCCGGCCGUGGGGUCAGCCUGGUCCCUGCCCAAGCAGCUCCGGUGGCGGCUCGGCAGAGGUGGCAACCGGCCAGGUACCGCGGCUGGAGCCCGGAGGUGCCACCAGCACCCCCUGCCCCGCUGCCGUUUUCUGACUCCUCCAAAAUUGUCAUCGCUCCUUGGGGAAUCUCCUGCCAACGCUCUUGUGCGGUGCCUGCUGCUCCCUUGCUGGUGACGAUGCGCCCCCCCGAGCUCACCCCGCUGCUGCCCCCUGGGCUUUGAGGCUGACCCCCAGCAUCAGUUCUUAUUCCACUCAUCCUCUGAAAUAUGUGAUAUUUAUAGUGAUAAACAUUUGAUGAGCUCUGCUCCCUCUUCUUUUCCUGAAUAUUUUCCAGCAUUUUUCUCUGAUCCUUUUACGGGUUUCACCAAAAAAAAGGAAACAAAGGGAAAUAGUCCUUUCUGAGUUUCUUCUUUUUGACCAUGCACAGAAGCCAGGGGAGGAAGGGAGGAAUCAGAUUAAAUUAAUUCCCAUUAUCAGCAUUUCUCAAGGUUUUAUUCUUCCUCCCGUAUUGGUUCCCAGCCAGGGUCAGGCCCCGGUCACUUGUCCUGCUCCAGCAAUGACCAGUGCUGGCCACCAUGGAGGAGCAUGCAGGUCUUCUCCUGGAGUUUAGUCCUACCCUCCAGACUCAUAUGUUGGGGUCCUGCUCUUCAGACCUACGUCUCCCCAUGAUUUGCUCUGAAAAGUUCAGAUUUAGGGAAAAAGCUAAACAGGCAGGUAGGCAUCAAAAGGGGUCGGGGUCAGGAAGGGGCUGGCUGGCUCCCCUGGCUCCGCAAAACCUCCUCAACCGCAUCCUCGGGUUGUGUUUAAGCUUGACCCAGCCUGGUUUGGACUUGGAGUUCAGCACCGGAGAGUGUCGAGGGAAGACGACGCUUCGGGACGGUUUCAGGAGAUGUGGGCUGGAGGAAAACCAAGAAAAUGGGCUUGGGGCUGCGCUCCCUCUCUUGCUUUUCCAGGACGGCUGCACUCGCGGUUUUCAGAGGAAAUGGAAAGAAUGAGGAGAGGAACAAAGGGCUUUAAUGUGCUUAAGUGCUUGUUUUCGUCAUU